CCAUUUACUGAAUGAUGUGUCAUUGUGUCCGAACUCCAAAAUCAGACCAAAAAAUAAUUGCGGUACGAGUAGUUGUUACGCCAUCAUCUUUCUUUCAGCUUUCUUCAACUUCACUCCCUCACUCCAUGCGCUUCUCCAACAUUCUUUCCUCCAACCUACUCACUAAAACUAUAUACUUCACACUUUAUACUCAUUUACCUUCAAUUACAACAUUAUAAGUGAAUCCAACAGUUCUUGAGCCCUUGAUUUUCAGAUUCAUAAAGAUUGUUUAAGGUCAGUUUUACUCUAAAUUUAUGCUCAAAUUUACUGUAUUUAGUAUCAUUUGUGAUUUUAGAUCAUUGCUUAAUUUGUCGAAUUAGAUACUUUGAUAGCUAUAAAUCAAGAUCUUAGAUUCUGGGUGUUUGACCAAACCCUUGAAAUUAGUACUUUUGCUGCAACUGAUAAUUAGGGAGACUUUGAUAUCAUGUGAAUUUGUGGAUUUGAGCAACUGGGUUGUGCAAGAUUAGUGGUUAAUUGCAUUUUCUGAAGUGGGUUUAUAUCUAUUUUGGUUAAUUUGUAUGAAUUGAGUAGUUGAUCAUGAGGGUUUUGCCAAUUUGGACUCUACAUGUAUUGUUGUUAGUGGUUUUGUUGAUUGGGUUUACGAGUUGCAAAUUCGAUUUGGAUUUCGUGGAUGCCGAAUCUGAGGUGGAAGAUGAUGAUGUUAGAAGAGCCCCCCAAUAUGAUCGGUUAGAUGAAGUGAAAAAGGCAUGUUCUAAAGUCAUAGCAUCUGCUACUGAACUGAGAAUUGAUGACAAUGUAAUUAGUAAAAUUAAGAAAGAGAUUUUCUUUGAUAAUGGAGAUUGGGAACAAGAAGGAAAUAGUGCACCUUUGUUGCCAUUUGAUGAUAGACCACCGAGAAUGUCAUCUAGUUAUGAUUAUGAUGUAUACAACUCUUCUCGUUUGAUGCCGCCAUAUAAGCUUGUAUCUUUUAAAUUGACUGAUGUUAGCGCCCUUAGCGGUGCUCAUCGGUCUAAAAAGACCGUAGUUGUCAAUGGCUAUCUUUAUUUGGUGAUUACCUCCAGUCUUCCUUUGGCCACUAUGAGUGAACAAGUGCUAAAAGGCCCAGAAUUUUCCAUGUGGAGCCAACAUUCUCAGCUUCUUAUUAGUCUCCAAGGAGUAUAUGCUGAAUCGAGAAAAAAUGGUGGGGAGAGAAUGCUGUGUUUGUUGGGUAGCACCAUGCUGCCUUCCCGUCAGCCUGAUUCUAGUGAUUCAGGCUCAAGUGAUAAUCAGCCAUCUCUAUUGCAGGAUGAGCAAAUCCUAAUCGUUCUUAACUUUCCAAAGAAAGCUAGUCUAAAGCACAGGGCCAUUCAAGGUGAGAUGCGGAGUUUGAACUCGAAAUCAAGCCCAAAGUACUUUGAUAAAGUUAAAAUCACAUCUCAGAUGCAAGCUAAUACUCGUGACUAUGAAUUUAGCUCUGAUGAGAUUAUAGCAAAGGCAUGUAAUCCAUAUCCGUACUCAGAUACUUCCAUAAGUAGCGGCAUAGAGCCGUACAAGGGUGCUGACUUUUGUUCAACAUUUACAAGAAAUUCCAUUGAUGGGGCUUUUGUAGUUGUGCCUCAUUGGCAAUGCAAUGGCACUGAGGAUUUUUGUAGCAAGUUUGGUCCUUUUGCUUCAGAUAAACAGAUAAACAGUACAGAUGGAGGCUUCAAGGAUGUGAGAAUUCUUGUGCACAACAUUAUCUGUGCAACUAGAAAAACACGGGAUAAUGGUCUCAUGGCAAGGGUUUCUGCAGUAUUUAGAGCCUUUGAUGCUCCCAACAUUCUGUUCAUCGAAAAUCAAAGAAGUGGAUUGGGAAAUAUGACGCUUGUUGCUGAGGGGAUCUGGAAUUCUUCCACUGGACAACUUUGCAUGAUUGGUUGCCUUGGAGUUGUGGGUGUAGAAGGUGAUUACUGCGGUUCUCGAAUUUGUUUGUACAUACCUCGGUCAUUCUCCAUUAAACAAAGAAGCAUUCUUCUUGGUAGCAUAUCAAGUAUCGAGAAGAGCAAUCCCCCUUACUUCCCUUUGUCACUUGAAAUGCUUUAUCAGAGCUUGGAUUACAUUUCCGACAGUUACAAAUAUGCACAGCCAUUUUAUCACUAUUCAAAAAUUGAUGCUGCAGGAGCUAUACUGGAGAAAUACGAGCCUUUCAAUUUUGGAACUGUCAUCAAGAAAUCAUUGCUGACAUUUCCUAAACUCCAGGACUCGGAGGAUUAUUCUGAAAGUCUCAGACUUCUUGCAGAAGACCUUACACUUCAUGUAUCAGCUGUCCCUGAUCCUAUACCUGUUUCUCAGCCUUCAAGAACUGAGAUUGAGAUGGAGGUGCUUUCUCUUGGUCCCAUGUUUGGGCGUAACUGGUUCUCAAAUGACUCCACGGCUAGCCUUGAAACUCCUUACCACACAAAGGCUGCAUACACUGAGAGGCAGUUGCUUUUGAAUGUUUCCACUCAGUUAAAGCUCAGGGGAGGACCUUAUAGGAACUUUUCUAUGCUGUUUCUGGAGGGAAUUUAUGAUCAACAUGUCGGGAGAAUGUAUUUAAUUGGUUGCAGAGAUGUCAGGGCCUCAUGGAAGGUGUUAUAUGAGAGCACGGACCUUGAAGGCGGCCUCGAUUGUUUGAUUGAAGUAGUUAUUUCAUAUCCGCCCACUACAGCUCAAUGGCUAGUUACUCCAACAGCUAGCGUUUCCAUAUCCAGUAAAAGGACAGAGGACGACCCUUUCUACUUUCAGCCAGUCAAGCUUCUCUCUCUUCCUAUAAUGUACAGAAAGCAGAGAGUAGAUAUUCUUUCUCGGAGUGGCUUUGAGGGGAUUCUCAAGAUUUUGACCCUCUCUAUUGCCAUUGGUUGCAUACUGAGCCAACUUAUUUAUACAAGAGAUUCUGCAAGUUCUCUUCCUUACAUGUCUCUUGUCAUGCUAGGAAGUCAAGUCAUUGGAUACGCUCUUCCUCUUGUUAUUGGUGUACAAGCUCUUUCACGGAACAACAAUUUGGAGGAUUCUGAAGCUUCUUAUGAUCUUGAGAGGAGUGAGUGGAUCAAGGUAAUAGACUAUGUUGUGAAGCUUCUUGUGCUGGUGUGUCUUCUACUUACUGUUAGGCUCUGCCAAAAAGUGUGGAUUUCUCGUGUCAAGUUACUCUCACAGAAUUCUACUGAGACACACCGGAUUCCAACUGAAAAACGAGUUCUUGUUAUUACUUUGGUCAUACACAUUGUUGGGUAUAUAAUUGCUUUAAUUUCCCAUUCCUUGAAGACUGGCCAAACGCCUACUUGGAAAGAGCAAUAUGUGGACACAACAGGAAUCCCUCACACAUUGAAGCCUUGGGAAACUCUUUUUCAGGAGUACAUAGGUUUGCUUCAAGAUCUCUUCCUUCUUCCGCAGUUGAUUGGAAACAUUUUAUGGCAGAUAAACUGUAAGCCUCUUCGGAAAUCAUAUUACGUGGGUAUCACUGUUGUCAGACUUCUUCCUCACGUGUAUGAUUUUAUUAGAGGUCCAGUAUCUAAUCCAUUUUUCUCAGAGGAAUAUGAGUUUGUGAACCGAAAUUUUGAUUUUUACUCUGAGUUUGGGGACAUUGCUAUACCUGUUUUGGCAAUAGGCCUUGCAGUAAUAGUGUAUAUACAGCAACGGUGGAACCAGGAGAAGAUCAGAAACACUCUGGCUCUGGGGAAGCAUAUACUUCCUUCUGGAUCAAGAAAGUAUGAGAGGCUGCCUACUCAGCCAGUUGAAGCUGAGCUCGUUUCUGGUACCAAUAAAAGGAAUGCUCAAGAGAGUGAAGAGUGAUGUAUGUAUUAUAUCAGACAACUCUUAGCUCCCUCAUUAACUGAGUUAAUUUUGUACUUUCUCCCUUAUCUGAUACAGUGAUUAGUUUUCAAUACAAACAAUAUACACGGAUUAAAGUUCUCAUUUAGUCUUGUUGUUUUCGGGUUUAGCAUAGAUUAAGAUCGUUAGAAUGCUCUGUUUGGAAAAUCUUUCUUGUUCAAACUCUUAAUUAGGCCUCAUUUCUAUAUUAUGUCGUCAAAAAAUAAUUGGCCAUUUUC
Chenopodium quinoa (quinoa) is the source of this 4043-nucleotide messenger RNA. RefSeq lists its product as uncharacterized. Lineage: Eukaryota; Viridiplantae; Streptophyta; Magnoliopsida; Caryophyllales; Amaranthaceae. The transcript has a single exon. Bases 577 to 3786 code for a protein of 1069 amino acids. The record is from RefSeq and is a predicted model, not a curated record. Gene Ontology annotation, cellular component: intracellular membrane-bounded organelle.